UUAUAGAUGCAACCAAUGAAGCAAUUGACUAUGAAAAGUAACUCUUCAGUGACUGAGUUCAUGCUUAUGGGAUUAACAGUUCAACCAGGGCUCCAGUUGCCCCUCUUUGUCUUCUUCUUGUUAAACUACACAGCCACUGUGGUGAGAAACCUGAGCUUAAUGAAUCUCAUUUUUCUAAAUUUACAUCUUGACACUCCCAUGUACUUUUUCAUCUUCAAUCUCUCCUGCAUUGAUUUCUGUUAUUCAUUUGUUUUCACUCCCAAAAUGUUGAUGAGUUUUGCUUUAAAGAAGAACACCAUUUCUUUUACAGGAUACAUGAGUCAGCUAUUUUUCUUCUGCUGUUUUGCCAACUCUGAGUGUUAUGUGUUGACAGCCAUGGCUUAUGAUCCCUAUAUGGCCAUCUGUCAGCCCUUCCAGUACACAACUAUCAUGUCACCUAAGAUAUGUUGUCUGAUGAUGGGUUUUGCAGGGGCCAUGGUUCACACAGGGUUUAUGAUCAGGCUCAGCUUUUGUGAUUCUAACAUCAUCAACCACUACAUGUGUGACAUCUUUCCUCUCCUUCAGCUCUCCUGCAGUAGCACCUAUGUCAAUGAGUUUGUGAGUUCUGCUGUAGUUGGAACAAUUCUCAUUUUAUCUAGCAUCAUUAUUUUAGUCUCAUAUGCUAUGAUUCUUUUCAAUAUCAUUCACAUGUCAUCAGGAAAGGGUUGGUCCAAAGCCUUGGGCACCUGUAUGUCUCACAUCAUAACUGUUAGUCUCUUUUACGGAUCUGGGCUACUAGCUUAUGUCAAACCAUCUUCUGCUGAGACUGUACGCCAAGGUAAAUUUUUCUCAGUGUUUUACACUCUUGUGGUUCCCAUGCUGAAUCCUCUCAUUUACAGCCUCAGGAACAAAGAUGUCAAAGACGCUGUGAAGAAAACCAUGAAGAGAAUCACAAGUUGA
Messenger RNA from Microtus oregoni (creeping vole), 939 nucleotides. RefSeq names its product olfactory receptor 143-like. The record is from RefSeq and is a predicted model, not a curated record. Gene Ontology annotation, biological process: G protein-coupled receptor signaling pathway; sensory perception of smell. The transcript is spliced from 2 exons. Gene Ontology annotation, cellular component: membrane. Gene Ontology annotation, molecular function: odorant binding; olfactory receptor activity. Lineage: Eukaryota; Metazoa; Chordata; Mammalia; Rodentia; Cricetidae. Bases 7 to 939 code for a protein of 310 amino acids.